CCCCGACCAUUAAGAACGUUCGAAACGGUUCAUCUGUCCGAACCAUCCACGUGACUCAUUGAUGCGAAGAAGCACCACGCUUCGCAUCCGAGUCACGCGGCAUUCCUUCUCCCUCACCUUCAUUAUCUCACUAUCGUCGACAACCAGCAUGGUCUCUUAUUCCUUCUUACAUGAUACCUUCGUUUAUGUCGACUCUCAAACACACACUCUCGUUACUGUUUCCCCAUUCUCCCUUCACCGUACCGAAAACUGUCAACCGCUAUGCGAUUCUUGUCACUCUGUCCAAACCAAACCCUUUCGAUUCAACGCCACUUACUCUCUGCCUCCGUUUUCACCUAAUCAGUCGGCCUAGCCAUACUCGAGGACCCUUACGGUUCGCGACUAUAACUAGCCCAUGUACAUUUGAUAUCUACAGCGAAUUACCCGCUCCAAA
Suillus discolor is the source of this 433-nucleotide messenger RNA. RefSeq lists its product as uncharacterized. NCBI's taxonomy places the organism in Eukaryota, Fungi, Basidiomycota, Agaricomycetes, Boletales, Suillaceae. The record is from RefSeq and is a predicted model, not a curated record. The coding region runs from base 62 to 352 and encodes 96 amino acids. The transcript has 2 exons.